Molecule: messenger RNA, 878 nt
Organism: Mauremys mutica (yellowpond turtle)
Lineage: Eukaryota; Metazoa; Chordata; Testudines; Geoemydidae
Product: lens fiber membrane intrinsic protein-like
Exons: 4
Coding region: 3-644 (213 amino acids)
Cellular component (GO): membrane
Source: RefSeq, a predicted model, not a curated record
CAAUGCCCAGUGGCAGGGGGUCCUGGGGGUUAACCCCACCAAUGCCCAGUGGCAGGGAGUCCCGGGGGUUAACCCCACAGUUUUUUCAGUGUUGCUGUGCCUGGUCUCCCCUGUCUAUGAUGGGCUCCAAGCUGGGGGAAGCCGGGCUCUGUCUCUCCUGCGUGGCGACCGUCCUGCUGGCGGUAUCUGCUGCCACCGAGUCCUGGCUCCGGCUCUGGGUCCUGGCCAUCGUCAUUCACCGGGGGCUGUGGAGGGAGUGUGAGCUGGGGGCCUGCACCCCCCUCCAGGGCCAGCGAGGCUAUGUGGGAGCAUCGAGGGGCUGCCUGGUUCUGGCCAUCCUGACCGGGUACCUCUCCGUGCUGUGUGGGGCCCUGGCACUCGCCCCCCGCCCGGCCCCCAGGAGGCUUAACUGGGCCCGGGGGGCUGCGGCCCUCUGCUUCCUCACAGGCACCUUGGCCGUGGUGGCUCUGGGCUGUUUCAUGGGCGGAUCGGCCGGGGAAGCCGGUGGCAGCUGGGCCUGGUCGCUGGUGGUGGGCUGGGCGGCGGUGCCCGCGGCCGGGUUGGCAGGCACCUGCCACUGCCAGGCUCGGAGGAGGGAGCGACACCCGCACGGCGGCCCGAGAGGAUCACCUGGCUCGGGAUGAUGCCCCCGCAGGGCGCUCGGACGCCUGGGUCCCCCGUCUCGCCUCCCAAGCAGAGCUAUUAAACCCUCUCUGCCAGCCAGAGAUGCCCCGCAGGACUCGGGACCAACUCGGCGCCUCUGGUGUUGGGAUGCAGCCACCUCUGGGGUGGGGCCGCGGGGGAACAGCCGCAUAUAACAGCGCGCGGGGAUCGAUGGCCCCGCCUGGGGGCGCAGCUGUGUGUAACUAACGGCCCGG